AUGGCGAAUCGGAAUAUUGAGAAAAUGGCUUCGAUCGAUGCUCAGUUGAGGCUUCUGGUGCCUGCAAAAGUGUCUGAAGAUGACAAAUUGGUGGAGUAUGACGCUCUUUUACUGGAUCGGUUUCUGGAUAUUCUGCAGGAUUUGCAUGGAGAAGACCUCAAGGAAACGGUUCAAGAGUGUUAUGAGCUUUCUGCUGAGUACGAAGGAAAACACGACCCCAAGAAGUUGGAGGAACUUGGAAAUGUGUUGACGAGUUUGGAUGCAGGGGACUCCAUUGUCAUUGCAAAAUCUUUUUCUCACAUGCUUAACUUGGCCAACUUGGCUGAGGAGGUUCAGAUUGCAUACCGUAGACGGAACAAGUUGAAGAAGGGUGAUUUUGCUGAUGAGAACAAUGCAACAACUGAAUCAGACAUUGAAGAAACUCUCAAGAAACUAGUGGUGCAGCUGAAGAAGUCCCCUGAAGAAGUUUUUGAUGCUCUCAAGAAUCAGACCGUGGAUCUGGUCCUUACUGCCCACCCCACCCAAUCAGUCCGUAGAUCGUUACUUCAGAAGCAUGGCAGGUUUGUAAUCAAAUUCCUGCCCUUUUGUUCUUGCACUAUAUUUUUUCUCUCCUUUUUUUCACCUCUCUUAUUUCUUCUACUCAGGAUCCGGAACUGUUUAGCCCAGUUAUAUGACAAAGACAUUACUCCUGAUGAUAAGCAGGAACUUGAUGAGGCUCUACAGAGAGAGAUUCAAGCUGCAUUUCGCACAGAUGAGAUCCGGAGGACCCCUCCUACUCCACAAGAUGAGAUGAGGGCAGGAAUGAGUUAUUUCCAUGAAACAAUCUGGAAGGGUGUCCCUAAAUUCUUGCGCCGUGUUGACACAGCUUUGAAAAACAUAGGCAUAAAUGAACGUGUUCCUUACAAUGCACCUCUAAUUCAGUUCUCUUCUUGGAUGGGUGGUGAUCGUGAUGGUAACCCAAGGGUGACUCCUGAGGUCACAAGGGAUGUUUGCUUAUUGGCUAGAAUGAUGGCUGCUAACUUAUACUAUUCCCAGAUAGAGGAUCUUAUGUUUGAGUUGUCUAUGUGGCGAUGCAAUGACGAACUUCGUGUUCGUGCAGAUGAACUCCUCAGAUCUUCAAAGAAAGAUGCAAAACACUAUAUAGAGUUUUGGAAACAAAUUCCUCCAAGUGAACCUUAUCGUGUCAUCCUUGGCGACGUGAGGGACAAACUGUAUCAAACACGUGAACGUUCUCGUCAUUUACUAGCCAAUGGGAUCUCUGACAUUCCAGGGGAGGCAACUUACACCAAUCUUGAGCAGUUCUUGGAACCUCUUGAACUCUGUUACAGAUCACUCUGUGCUUGUGGUGACCGACCAAUUGCUGAUGGAAGCCUUCUCGAUUUUCUGAGACAAGUGUCCACAUUUGGACUUUCACUUGUGCGUCUUGAUAUUAGGCAAGAAUCUGACCGACACACUGAUGUAAUUGAUGCCAUUACUAGGCACUUGGAAAUUGGUUCCUACCGAGAAUGGUCUGAAGAACGCCGUCAGGAAUGGCUUUUGUCUGAACUAAGUGGGAAGCGGCCACUGUUUGGCCCUGAUCUUCCAAAAACUGAAGAAAUUGCUGACGUUCUGGACACAUUUCACGUCAUAGCAGAACUCCCAGCAGACAACUUUGGAGCAUACAUCAUCUCCAUGGCCACUGCCCCAUCUGAUGUGCUUGCAGUCGAGCUCCUUCAACGUGAAUGCCAUGUGAAGCAACCAUUAAGAGUUGUUCCACUGUUUGAGAAACUUGCUGAUCUAGAGGCUGCUCCAGCUGCUGUUGCUCGUCUGUUCUCAAUAGAUUGGUACAAAAAUCGGAUUAAUGGGAAACAAGAAGUCAUGAUUGGGUACUCAGAUUCUGGGAAAGACGCUGGAAGGCUCUCAGCGGCAUGGGCCUUAUACAAGGCUCAAGAGGAGCUUAUUAAAGUUGCUAAGCAAUAUGGUAUCAAGCUAACCAUGUUCCAUGGUCGAGGUGGCACAGUUGGAAGAGGAGGUGGUCCAACCCAUCUUGCUAUAUUGUCUCAACCACCAGAUACAAUUCAUGGUUCACUCCGAGUAACUGUCCAAGGAGAAGUUAUUGAGCAGUCCUUUGGAGAAGAGCACUUGUGUUUUAGAACACUCCAGCGUUUCACAGCUGCAACACUCGAACAUGGAAUGCAUCCCCCAAUCUCGCCAAAACCAGAAUGGCGUGCUCUUAUGGACGAAAUGGCUGUUGUUGCUACGGAGAAUUAUCGUUCAAUUGUUUUCCAAGAACCUCGAUUUGUUGAGUAUUUCCGCCUUGCUACACCAGAGCUGGAGUAUGGUAGAAUGAACAUUGGUAGCCGUCCAUCAAAGCGUAAGCCAAGUGGGGGAAUCGAAUCGCUCCGUGCAAUCCCAUGGAUCUUUGCCUGGACACAGACAAGGUUCCAUCUCCCAGUGUGGCUUGGCUUUGGAGGAGCUUUUAAAUAUGCCAUCGAGAAGGAUAUCAGGAAUCUACAUUUGCUGCAGGAGAUGUACAACGAAUGGCCUUUCUUCAGGGUCACCAUUGAUUUGGUUGAAAUGGUGUUUGCCAAGGGAGACCCUGGGAUUGCAGCUCUGUAUGACAAGCUCCUUGUGUCAAAAGACCUGUGGUCAUUUGGAGAGCGGUUGAGGUCCAACUAUGAACAAACUAAGAGCCUUCUCCUCCAGAUUGCUGGACACAAGGACCUUCUUGAAGGGGAUCCCUACUUGAAGCAAAGACUCCGCCUGCGUGACUCCUACAUCACAACCCUAAAUGUCUGCCAAGCAUGUACACUGAAACGGAUUCGUGACCCCAGCUACGAUGUUAAGGUGAGGCCACACAUCUGCAAGGACAUAAUGGAAUCAGCAGCUCAAGAACUUGUGAAUCUGAACCCAACGAGCGACUACGCCCCUGGUUUGGAGGACACCCUCAUCUUGACAAUGAAGGGUAUUGCAGCAGGCAUGCAGAACACCGGUUAAACUCUGGUUUCUAUUGUACCCUUGUUUCUUCUUUCUAUAAUAUAGGUUUUGCCCAAUGACAGUAUACAUUAUAUAAGCAGAGAAGCACGAGCUUUGGGUGAUCCUUGUGACUUGAAUGUUUAGUUUUUGCGGCAGUUUUUUCAGAUUGCUUUGUGCUUAAAUAGUUUUAGCAGCAGCAGCUGUGUUGAAUGUUAAUGGAAGAACUGGUUGAUUAUGCCUUCUUGAACUCUUUUGCUUUUCUUUCCUUUUGGAUCAAUGGCAUAUAUGUAUUGGAAAACUGUUUCUUGUAUGAAGAAGCAUUCUGUGGA
Molecule: messenger RNA, 3284 nt
Organism: Vitis riparia (riverbank grape)
Lineage: Eukaryota; Viridiplantae; Streptophyta; Magnoliopsida; Vitales; Vitaceae
Product: phosphoenolpyruvate carboxylase, housekeeping isozyme
Exons: 9
Coding region: 1-2976 (991 amino acids)
Biological process (GO): tricarboxylic acid cycle; carbon fixation; leaf development
Cellular component (GO): cytosol; chloroplast; apoplast
Molecular function (GO): phosphoenolpyruvate carboxylase activity
Source: RefSeq, a predicted model, not a curated record